This is a messenger RNA of Enhydra lutris kenyoni (northern sea otter), 1545 nucleotides long. RefSeq names its product transcription factor CP2-like protein 1. Gene Ontology annotation, biological process: regulation of transcription by RNA polymerase II. Lineage: Eukaryota; Metazoa; Chordata; Mammalia; Carnivora; Mustelidae. Gene Ontology annotation, cellular component: nucleus. The record is from RefSeq and is a predicted model, not a curated record. Gene Ontology annotation, molecular function: RNA polymerase II cis-regulatory region sequence-specific DNA binding; DNA-binding transcription activator activity, RNA polymerase II-specific.
AUGCUGUUUUGGCAUAACCAGCCAGAGCACCUAUGGCUCAGUCCCCGGAAACUGUACCCAGGGUCUCCGAGUGACUUGCUCAGGGAGUCCCUGCCCUUGCCCUGCCUGAAGCAGGAAGGGCUACACAACAUCCCCAGCUAGGAGCAUCCCCACCCUGCAUUCCAGUACAUUCUCUGUGCAGCCACCUCCCAUGCCGUCAAGCAGCAGGAAGAGACCCUCACCUACCUGAACCAGGGCCAGCCCUAUGAGGUGCGGAUGCUUGGUAACACCACACUGAGUGAUGCUACUGCCUGGGCCUGGCUAUUGAAGAGUGUGUUGUGUGUGGUUUUCCUGUGAUACACAGAGCAGCAGCAGCUGGAUGGGUGCAGGUGGAGGUGGCCAGGAGACAGCACCCUGGACAUUGAUGUGCCCCUGUCCUUGGGGGUGAUCGAACCCCAGAGGCUGCUCUCACCACUCAACACAGUGGAGUUUCAUUGGAACCUCCCAAUGCAGUUUGGAGUUUCAAGUUGCAAUUUGGAGUUUCAAGAGGAUCUCCCUCUUCCGAUUCACCGCAUCAGCACCGUGUUUGCUCCUUCCAAGAUGGGUGGAGAGAAAGGUGUCCCCUUCCGCCUCCAGAUCCACACCUUCAAGGCCAGCGACAAGGACCUUCCGCAGGCAGCGCACCUGCACUCUGCCGGCCGCCUCACCAAAGUGUUCAAGCCCAAAGGAGCUGACCGCAAACUGAAAACAGACCGGGAGAGGCACAGUAUCAGGCUGCCCCUGAGGGCCUGGUACCAGCAGUGUUGACCAUGCCCAGAUCCCAGUGCAGGGCCCGACUAGCCUCUCAGCCCUCUUGCUCCGACCUCUCCGCACUCGGGCAAGCUCCUGUCCCCAGAGAGGCUCUGCUCCUCCCCACCGUUCGCCUUGGAUACCUUGCGGGGCAGCCCCGCUGAGGACCUGAACCCUGGGGCCUCCAUCCUAGCCCCGCAGCAGUGGUUGCAUCAGCACCUGUCCUCCAGCUACUACGGGAUGCUGACCAACUUCACUGGUACUGAUCUGCUGAAGCUUACCCGCCAGGAUCUCGUCCAGAUCUGUGGGGCUGCGGAUGGGAUCUGCCCUCUCAAUGCUCUUCAAGCCAAUGCUCUUUCUGCUGGGCUCACCAGCUGACUGCAUGUGGCUCAGCAGGCCUCUAGGCAAGAGAGCGAGGUUCCUAAGAACACCAACUCAGGUGAGUUUCAAGAGAUCUCUCUAGAUGAACUCAGCGCCGUGCAGCUGUCUGCGAAGCUGGCUGAGUUCUUGGCCCUCCCAGCCAAUCAGAUGCUGCCCCACCCUGGGGACGUCUUUGUUCUCCUCAGUGACCAGGUGGUUCAGAAUCUUGAGAAUGAGUCAUACUUUGUGGCUGUGGGGAACAAAGGUAGGGGUUUUAGAGAGAAAGAAGUCUAGCAGGCCCUAGAAAGGAUGCCUGCCCUCUAUCCCUCCUACAGGACAGAGGGAGGCUUCCUCAUGCUGGGGGAGGAAGAACACCCGGUGCAGAAUCCAGACGGCUACUUCCUGGUUCUUACCUAG